AUGUGGAUUUAAAUUUUCCUACUCAAUACCUUCAUAGGUGUCUUGCUAAUUGAGUGGGCCUGGAAGAAAACCAAACCUCUCAGAUAAAGAAAGCCUGAGCUUGAAGCAUAGUAUCCAGCUUUUGCUAGAUUCGAUAAGUGGAACAAAUCCAUUUAUUAUCUUGGUGCUCCAAUGAUAAUUCCAAAAGUUAUUUUAGCAGUCAUCACAUUCUUAAUAAUUUGGACAUCAAUGUCAUUGAUAACCUUAGGUUAGAAAUACGAUGACUUCAAUGCUGUUCACGGCUGGAGAGCAACUUUGGCGAAGCUUGUCGGAAAAUUUGCUGGCAGAGCAUUAUUGAUUUUAGUUGGACUCUAAAUUACAUAUGAAGAGAUUGAUUUCGACUACACUCCAUAUCUUGGAAAAGAUUACAAGAAAAAUCAAAAGUUGCCACCUCACACUCCAUCAGCUAUCGUCGGCACAGGCCAUUCAAGCGUCGUUGACAACAUGACAAUGCUUAGAAGAUAUGGAUGUACAUUUGUGGCUAAGGAAUCGCUGAGGAAAUACCCGAUUCUUGGAACUUGUUUAACAGGGCAAGGUAUGAUUUUUGUUAACAGAGGUGGCACUGAGGAGGAGAGACAGAGAAAUAUUGACGUCAUUGUGAGGAGACAAUAAUUGUGUGAAGAAAGAGGUGAUUAUGUAUUAUAAUGCAUCUUUGCAGAGGGUACCACUCAUAACAAUAAGUUUACGCUUCCAUUGAAGAGAGGUGCUUUUAUUGCUGAGAGAAGCUUACUUCCUGUGUGCGUAGAUUUCAAAUCAGACUAAAUCUAUCCAUUCCAUGACACUAAAUACUUGACCUAACUUCUUAUCCUAAAAGUUGCAUUGUUCUUCUAAAUCAAAUGUAUUGUGAAAGAACUCCCAGUAUUUUUGCCAAACGAGUAUCUUUUCGAAACUCACAAGGAUAAGGGCAAAGAGAGAUGGGAAAUAUAUGCCUGGGCUAUAAGAGACGCACUCUCUAUCGCAAACAAAAAGCCAAAACUUGAUAUCAGUCUCUCUACCAAAUUAGAAUUUGAAACACAACUUGGUUACAGAAAACCAAUAAAGCAGGAAUGA
Stylonychia lemnae is the source of this 1089-nucleotide messenger RNA. NCBI's taxonomy places the organism in Eukaryota, Ciliophora, Spirotrichea, Sporadotrichida, Oxytrichidae. The record is from the annotation of a GenBank genome assembly.